CCCGGAUCCUGCAAGCUGAACACGGACCGCUGCUGCACUUCUGAUGAAUAAAAGUGAUAAAAGGGACGCAUGCUGAGGGAGGAGAACAUUUAACAAGAUAGCUGCAGAGGUGCUGCAUGAGUCUGAGGACUGUCCCCCCAGAGGAGGCUGCAGGAGAACUGCUGCAGAGAUGCUUCAGGAGAGGGAGAGGGCGUCAGCUGGGACGGAGGAACGGAUGAGCCAGGUCCGGACCAGCGGGGACACGGAUCUCCUUCCAGACCAGCCGGCCCCCGGCCUGUCCAACACUCCCACGGUUCCCACGGUUCCCACGGUUCCCACGGUUCCCACGGUUCCCAACCCCAGCAGGGCUGACCAGAACAUUGAGAACAUCAAGGUGGUUCUUCACGAGAGGGAGCUGUGGAAGCGGUUCCAUGAGGCCGGCACAGAGAUGAUCAUCACCAAAGCUGGAAGGAGGAUGUUUCCUAGUUACAAGGUGAAAGUGACAGGGAUGAACCCCAAGACCAAAUACAUCCUGCUGGUCGACAUCGUCCCGGCCGACGACCACCGCUACAAGUUCUGCGACAACAAAUGGAUGGUGGCUGGCAAGGCCGAGCCAGCGAUGCCAGGCAGACUCUACGUUCAUCCCGAUUCACCCGCCACAGGAGCCCACUGGAUGAGGCAGCUGGUUUCUUUCCAAAAGCUGAAGCUUACCAACAAUCACCUGGACCCCUUUGGACAUAUCAUCCUGAACUCCAUGCACAAAUACCAACCCAGGCUUCACAUAGUGAAAGCAGAUGAAAACAACGCCUUUGGAUCCAAGAACACUGCCUACUGUACUCAUGUCUUCCAUGAGACUGCCUUCGUUUCUGUGACCUCUUACCAAAACCACAAGAUCACUCAGCUGAAGAUAGAAAACAAUCCAUUUGCUAAAGGGUUCAGAGGCAGCGAAGAAGGAGAUCUGCGCGUCUCAAGACUACAAGGGAAAGAAUAUCCAGUAAUUUCCAAGAACAUAGUUCGCCAGAGGAUCAUUUCCUCCCACGGCCACCUAACGGGGAAACUUCGAGCAGGAGUUUUAACGGGGCACCCUCAAGGCCUUUCCUCUUAUCAGUAUGAGGCCGGGACUCAUUUGUCUCACUCAGAAUCCCAGGAUCCCGUCUCCAACAACUUCCCCCAGAGCAGAGAUCCCAGUCUCAUGUAUCACUGCUUCAAACACAGAGAUAACGCCCGACACUUGGAGCUGGGAUGUAAGCGGCCGUAUUUGGAGACAUCGUCCAUGUUAUCGGAGGAGCAUUACUUUUGUUCACCUCCCUCCUACGAGUCGCCCUUACUGUCCCACCCGUACUGCGCUGAGGCCAUCUCUUCCAGAGAGGCGUGCAUGUACGGGAACAUGGAGUCAGAGGCUGGAUCGGGGCCGGUGGACACGGACGACCUGACCAACUCUCCUUCAGUUAACUGCAACAUGUGGGCCACCGUGCAGCCGUAUCCUCGUUACAGCGUGGAGGGAAUCCCGUACCAGCCCUUCACCGCUCACUUUACCAACUCUGGCCCCGUCAGUCCCGCGGUGCCACACCCCACAUCGUCAGUGGUGUCACGACCACAAGCCGACCUGGGCGCCUAUAACUCCCCAACGGUCCAGAGAUGUCUGCCCGUCGUACCGCCGUCACCUUCCUCGUCAUCCUGUUCUCCAAACCUGCCCGGGUCCAGAGAGAGGCCGGGCCAUCCGCCUCUGUACCAGAAGAAACAAGGAUCCUCACUCCGGCCUCACAGAGAUUUCUCAGCCUAUUCCACAGAAGGCACUAUAUCUAUCCACGAAUCGUCCCACCAGUACCAAGUAGGGCUCAGUAGCACAGGAAGUCACUGGACUGACAGCUAACGUGGGCCCUUGGAGAAACAUCUGGGCUCCAAUUGCUACUCUGAAUUUAUUCAGGGGUUCUGAAAUCCCUAAUGAGGACUGUGGGUGCCGAUCAGUGGUAAUAAACUCCAGUCCAAAUCCAUCCACAUCUGUGAAUUCUUACUGAAUCACAGCUAGAUGCCACGUGUGUGGUAAAGAUGUCAGUGGCGUCAAUUCAGUCAAAGCUAAGGUAUGGCAAGGUUACGAGUCACAGAAGUCUACUAUGUAGCUUAUCUGUGUUGUCAGGAAAAUUGUAACUUUUUGAAAUGCAGUCUCGCUCACAUCCUGUUAACUAUGAACACUACACUUUAACAACGUGUUGAUCAAUUCAGUCAAUGCGCCUUUACGCAAUACGCAUCCGUUUUCGGCACCACGGACAGCAAGUGGCAGAGUUAGAGAGCAGAAAUGAUGCAAUUUAACUCAUUCUGUCACUUCAUUCACCAUGUCAGUGCAACAAUAUCACGUGGACAUCCCAGUUUAACUUAAAACAGUUACAGUCCAAAUGCAAAAAGGAGAGAGAGGGCGCAGAAAAGAGAAAGAGAGAGUAAAAAAAGUCAAAUAUUUCCCUUAAACAGAUUUAUGAGGGCAGAGUGAUUUGAUAUCUUACCUUAAGAUGAACUUGCAUAAUGAAUCAGUGACUAACAGCUGGUUAAUAGCCUGACUCCCGCUUUCACUAUUUGGUCCUUCUCCCUCCGCUGCUGGGGCAACAUUGGACCAUCAUUUGACUUCAUUUUUUUGAAAAAAAAAAAAAUAAUUGCGGGGUUGUCUGCUUCCUUUACAUUUUUGUAAUUUAGUAAUGCUGCAAAGCACGCUAAAAAUGAGCUUGAUAGCGAUCAAUGUCGUCAGGGACGCUGGGACAUCACAUUUCAAGAUAUGAGGGGGUACAAGUGUUGGGAAAGAUAAUACCUAGGGAAAUCCAUCAUGUUCUUCUGAUUUGCUUUUGUAGUCAUUUUAUAUGUAUUAAAUAAUGGAAUAAUCAAUACAAAUAAACAUUGUAGUAAUUCCAUAAAUAUAUUUAAAAAACAAACAGUUACAUUUUCCCCUGAAGCCGAGGUGUGGCGGCUGUCGUACCUUGCCAUACCCGAUUGACGCCCCUGAAAGAUGUGCUGAAAACCUCUCCACUGCUAAUGUGUAACACACGUACCGUGAGCCAGUGAUAGGAUAAGGUAGGGGGGGGUUCUCAUAUUCAUUUGCAAGUUGUGGGUUUGAGUUGCACUUGAAGUGCCAGUAAUGUUGAUACAUAAAACAAGUUCAAGUUAACACCCCCGCAAAAUCUGUCAAAGUAGCGCCACCAAGAGAACUGAAAAUAAAGAUGAGGAGAACAAUGACUCUAGGAAAAAAAACCUUGAUAAGGGAAAAGGAUCAAUUUUAUCACCUUUUUUAAGAAAGCCAUAUGAUAUGUUUCAGACAUAUUAACAUUAAAACCUUCAUAUUCAGUUUCCAUGGAAAGCUAGAAACUAAGGUUUUUAAUAUUUGUGUAGUUUCACCAUAAAGCAAGUGCAAAAGAUAAUGCUGAUGAUUGUGAUGAUUCCUUGAUGCUUCAUUGAGGGUUGGUGAUGAGCAGAGCUGGGUAGAGGAGCCAAAAAUUGUACUCAAGUAAAAGUACUGUUACUUCAGAAUAAUAUGACUCAAGUAGAAGUAAAAAGUAGUUAUCCAAAUAAUUACUUGAGUAAAAGUAAAAAAGUACUUGGUGAAAAAACUACUCAAGUACUGAGUAACUGUUGAGUAAAGUCUGAUUUAUUUUUUUAACACAACCAUUCAAACAGACAAAAGUACAAAAUAAUCAUCUUCAGGUAAAUUAAAUCAAUAAAAUAAUAAAAUUAAUUAAAAUUAAUUAAAAAAAAUAGCUUAAAUUAAAAUAAUCUUAAAGUAAAUUCAAGUACUUUAAUAAAUAAUAAAAUAAAUAAA
Molecule: messenger RNA, 3778 nt
Organism: Cololabis saira (Pacific saury)
Lineage: Eukaryota; Metazoa; Chordata; Actinopteri; Beloniformes; Belonidae
Gene: tbx4
Product: T-box transcription factor 4
Exons: 10
Coding region: 170-1852 (560 amino acids)
Biological process (GO): angiogenesis; positive regulation of DNA-templated transcription; regulation of transcription by RNA polymerase II
Cellular component (GO): nucleus
Molecular function (GO): RNA polymerase II cis-regulatory region sequence-specific DNA binding; DNA-binding transcription factor activity, RNA polymerase II-specific
Source: RefSeq, a predicted model, not a curated record